Molecule: messenger RNA, 2805 nt
Organism: Nerophis lumbriciformis (worm pipefish)
Lineage: Eukaryota; Metazoa; Chordata; Actinopteri; Syngnathiformes; Syngnathidae
Source: RefSeq, a predicted model, not a curated record
AUGAGUUCAGCAUCCUAUUUUCAAAGUCAUUUCAGUUCUUCUGAUUGUGGGUCGACAAAGAUCCCAGUGGAGCACUUGGAUUAUGAUUACAUUGAAAAAUGCAAGGAUUCCAAGUAUUUGGAGAAAAUCCUGUUACUUCUCAGGUCUGGCAAGGAAGGAAUCUAUCCCCAUUUGAUCAAUUUCUGCGAGAAUCGACUGGAGAAACUGAACCCUCACAGCCGAGCUCUAAGGAAGGAAAUUCCUGUGGCCACAUCUGCUAGCCUUCCAGCAGAUGAGUGGAGCAACAUUGAAGAUGAUUUGAGGAACUGGCAAAAUGAAACCAAAAUGACAGAGACUUCCCUAAAAAGACAGCUCAUUAUGGAGGAUGUUGUGGAUCAAAACAUGCCACCAGUAAGAGGGUCCAACUGCUCUGUUCCACUUAGCUGGAAUUCAGAUCGUCAACAAAAGCGUAUCCAGCCAAGAGAUUAUCGAGAAUGGGACAAGUUUGAUGUGGAGAAAGAAUGUCAGAAAAUUGAUGGGGAUGUUAGUAGAAAUGACCAGCCUGCCAUUAAAAGUUCAAAUCUCAAGACAAAACUAGACUCUUCAGCACUGACAACAGAGGUGAGACAACGUCUAGCAGAGCGUGAAAAAGACAAAGGAAAUGAUGCUUUCAGAGCAAAUGAUUAUGAGGAGGCAAUUGCAUACUACUCUAGGAGCAUAUCCAUAAUGCCCACAGUGGUUGCAUACAAUAACAGAGCUCAGGCAGAGAUCAAGCUCAAGCAAUGGCAAAGGGCCAUGGAUGACUGCCUCAGCGUAUUGGAGCUAGAACCCUGCAACGUAAAAGCUUUGCUACGGCGGGCCUCUGUACACAGUGAAUUGGGGGACUUCGAAAAGGCUGUUGAAGACCUUACACUGGUGAUGAGGCAAGAGCCACAGAAUGUUACAGCCACUCAACUUCUGUCUGAAACUACAAAGAAGAUGACAGAAGCGCGACAGGGAAAAGCGAAAAAAGGGAGAAAAAUCAUCAUCCAUGAGGAGGAGGAGGAUAAUUUCGAACAGCCUGCACCGGAUCAAACUGAUUGUCCGGUAGAACCCAGCCAGCCUGUGGGAGGGGACUGGUACUCAUCAGCUCCUGCGGACAGGGGAGACAUGGGUAACGCGCAAAAGCGGCCCCACGGUAAAGGGGACGGAGCCCCGCACAACGAGUCCUCUAAUUCCCAUCAUGGACACUGGAGGGGCAAAGGUGGCACCUCAGACAAGUACAAACUCCCGCAAGAACCCAAGGAAAAGGUCGCCAACGGAAUAGCCAAGAGGGGCUCAACAGUUUCAGCUCAGGCUGAUCAAGUUAGUAGCAGCAGCAAGGAGACUCCACCAGGUACAAAUAUUGGAGAACCUGUCAAUCUUGAUGCACCGUGUGGAGCUCUCCCGUUGUCGCUAUCCCGCUUAAAGAAUGAAGGAAACCUGCUGUUUAAGAAUGGACAGUUUGGUGAUGCACUGGAAAAAUACUCCCAAGCCAUUCAAGGAUACAGUGAUGCAGGUAUUGAUAGUCCAGAUGAUCUGUGUAUUUUGUACUCUAACAGAGCAGCUUGCUACCUGAAAGAUGGCAACAGUCAAGACUGCAUACAGGACUGCACACAAGCCCUGGAGCUACAGCCGUUCUGCCUCAAGCCCCUCCUUCGCCGGGCCAUGGCUUAUGAGUCUCUGGAGCGCUACCGCAAGGCCUACGUGGAUUACAAGACUGUUCUGCAGAUAGAUGUCAGCGUGCAGGCAGCACACGACAGUGUGAAUAGGAUCACCCGCUUGCUGAUUGAGCAGGAUGGUGCAGACUGGAGAGAGAAACUCCCAGAUAUCCCUUUGGUUCCUCUUUCGGCCCAACAGCACCGUAGAGAGGAGCCACCCAGCACCGAGGUUCUCCAAGCUCGAGCCGAGAAAGCUGCCAAGGAUGCAGAAAGGAAAGCAGAAGCUCGUUUUGCGGAUUUCAAGCAAGAUGGAAACGAGUUUGUGAAAAAGGGCCAAUAUCAGGAUGCACUUGGAAAGUAUUCUGACUGCCUUAAGAUAAAGCCCGAUGAAUGUGCUAUCUACACUAACAGAGCCCUAUGCUAUUUGAAGUUGGAGAGGUUUUCCGAGGCAAAGCAAGACUGUGACGCAGCACUCAAACUGGAGCCUGGCAAUAAGAAGGCCUUUUACAGACGAGCCUUAGCCAAUAAAGGACUUAAGGAUUACCUAGCAUGCAGCACAGACCUCCAGGAGGUGCUGCAGCAGGAUCCCAAUGUGCAGGAGGCAGAGAAGGAGUUGGAGGAGGUCACAAUUCUGCUCAAGCAAAGUCUCGCCACUGAAUCACCUGCUAAAUCCAGGAAGAUCAUCCCCGUUACAGAGGUGGAAGGUGAUCAGAAAACACCAACGGUUGCAAAGUCUGACAGCUGUUUGAAAGAGGAGUUGGGUAACAACUUCCAACCAAACAAUGCAUACGAGUUCGGCCAAGCUUUAAACAACGCCUGCAGCAGCGGCAACAUGGCGGCUUGCGCCGAUAUGUUGGCGUCGACAGCUCCCGAGCUGUUGCCGCAGUUUUUGAGCACUCAACUCAACGGGCAGACUAUCAGCUUCAUUGUGAAAGUGCUGGACACGCACCUGCUGGAGAAAGACCCCAACCUUGUUUACAAACACCUUUGUCAUCUUCAUAAUGCUGACAGGUUCUCGGUGGUUCUGAUGCUGUUAGAGAAAGAUGACCGUCGCCACGUGAGCCAACUGUUUGAGCACCUGUCAUCUGUUGAGAGCACUGAGUUCACCAAGAAUGAUGUUCAGAACCUGGCCAACAAAUACAUCUGA